AGGUGUCGAGAUGGCCGUCCACGUGCUGGACUAUGAUCACUUUGCCAUCAGCGCCAUUGUUGUGGGCAGCCUGCAGCUGUUCUUCUUCCUCAUCAACUCCAUACUGCACAUGGACAAGCUGACGGACUUUGCGGGCGGCGUCAACUUCAUUAUCAUCUCGCUGUUGACCUUCUUUCUGGGCCAAAUUGAUCGGCCUUCAAAGGCCUACGACAGCCGCCAGCUGAUGGUCACGCUCUUUGUGUGCCUGUGGGGCGCCCGGCUAUCCGGAUAUUUGCUGUAUCGCAUCAUCAAGUUGGGCCGCGACAAGCAGUUCGAGGAUACCCGACGCAACGUCAUACGCUAUGCGGUCUUCUGGACCUUUCAGGCCGUUUGGGUGUACAUCGUCUCACUGCCAGUGAUCAUCAUCAAUUCGCCGCGCCAUUCGCAGCCGCAUGCACCCAAGACCAUGACCACCCUGGACUCCACCGGCACGGGCAUGUUCAUUGUGGGGCUGCUGGCCGAGACCUAUGCGGAUCUGCAAAAGUUCUCGUUCCGCCAGGACCCGGCCAAUCAGGGAAAGUUCUGCAACGAUGGGUUGUGGAGUGUUUCCCGUCAUCCGAACUAUUUUGGGGAGGUCAUCAUUUGGUGGGGCAUCUUUGCCAUCUCCCUGAACGUGAUCAGCGGCCAUGAGUGGGUGGCCAUUGCCUCGCCCAUCUUUACCACGCUGAUCAUACUCUUCCUGUCCGGCAUUCCGCUGCGCGAACGUAGCGCCGACGAGAAGUACAAAGACCAGCUGGAGUACCGCAAGUACAAGGCCUCCACCUCGCCACUGAUCCCCGUGCCACCGGCUGUCUACGUGGAGGUGCCCAGUGCCCUGAAGUUCAUCCUCUGCUGCGAGUUCCCCAUCUACGACUCGAUGAGCAUCCAGAAGGACCUCAGCCCCUACUCGCUGUCCAUCGCCCGCUCCCACUCGCACAUUUAGCAGUCAGUGGCCCACUCCAGCAGCACGCAGGCUGGGGUGGGCCAGGUGCACACCCACUCGGUGGCCCACUCGCUCCACAGGGGCCACUGCUACGGCGCCAAUGGGGGGGACGCCGAGAGCCACCACAACUGCGGUGGCAGCUGCCGCAAUGUGCACGUCAAGUCCAAUCCGUACCAGUGCGAGGCGGGCUACGGCCACUAUCCGGUGAAGCACACCGACGACGAGGACACGGACGAUGGCAUCAUCUAUAUGGCCGGGCCCGGAUCGGCACCGGGCUGCUCCAAGGCAAAGACGCACUGCAUCCACGCGCAGGAGCAUCAAAGCCAGAACCAGAACCAGAACCAGAACCACACGAAGGCAACGAAAUGCAGCUAUCUGGCAGAGGAGGAGCUGGCCUCCGACUACGAUGAGGAUGUGCCGGCGAUCGACCUGAGCAAGGCCACAAGCGUGGAGAGCUUCGGCACCCGGGUGCAAACAGAACGCUCUGUGAAUGCCGAUGGCCAGCCCGUGACCGUGACCACGAUUUUGUGAUUGCAACUAUAGGAUUAUCAUUUGCCCAAGAGAGAUCCCAUUUUUAUUACGAGAAUAUAUUGUAAAUAGACGGAGCUUUGCAUUGUGACGAUUGUAGACUCCGUGAAAGUGAUUUUGAAAAAAGCAUUGCGCCACGAAACGGGUGCCAAAGUACCGGUAAAGGAACAAGGAUACCUUCAACCACGCAGCUGUCUAGCACUCUCUAGUCUCUAUGCGCUGUAGUUGCUCAAAUAACUAAUGUGCCUCUUAUUAUACGAGUAUAUGCUCUCCGCGUACCCCUAGAAUGUUGCACUCUUUCAAAGUUUAUGCUACUACUACUACUACUACUACUACCACUACUACUAGUCUUUGUUGAACUCUUGAUAGUCAGGGCCCUGUGGCCCAUAGAUGAUCUCCUGAUGGUCUGCUCAAGAGUAUACAUACAUAUAUCUUAGCUGCAUAUUUUCUUAUCGAACCGCAACUCUCGCCCCACCAAAAUAAACGAAACUCGAAACCAACCAAAACCAAACUGAAACAUAUCCCAAGUAUAUGGCAAAGAUGUGAGGCAGAAACAACACGCUAGAAUGGGUUCUAAAGCCAUUGUUAUUUUAUAUACAAGAAUACGAGUAUCUACUAGCUAAAGAUGUAUAAGAUGAAGAUUUAAAGAUAUAUAUAUUGUAUAUUGUAUAUUGUAUGUGGAUGUUAUCACUAUGUGUCUGUGUCUCGCCGGUGUCUCAAAUUUCAAGCAGUAUUACAAAACAAAACGAAAGAAAUUGUACCUAAUCGAUUAUGCUGAGUAUGGUUAAAAAAUAAACAAAAUGCAAGGAACAAUGCGUACACCUG
Molecule: messenger RNA, 2314 nt
Organism: Drosophila persimilis
Lineage: Eukaryota; Metazoa; Arthropoda; Insecta; Diptera; Drosophilidae
Exons: 5
Biological process (GO): lipid metabolic process
Cellular component (GO): membrane
Molecular function (GO): oxidoreductase activity, acting on the CH-CH group of donors
Source: RefSeq, a predicted model, not a curated record